Molecule: messenger RNA, 747 nt
Organism: Symsagittifera roscoffensis
Lineage: Eukaryota; Metazoa; Xenacoelomorpha; Acoela; Convolutidae
Product: calcineurin B homologous protein 1-like
Exons: 4
Coding region: 24-617 (197 amino acids)
Biological process (GO): positive regulation of sodium:proton antiporter activity
Cellular component (GO): plasma membrane
Molecular function (GO): calcium ion binding
Source: RefSeq, a predicted model, not a curated record
AUAAACUUAUUAAAUAGAAGAAGAUGGGAUCAAGGAAUUCAUGCAUGCUUCAACCAGAUGAAAUCUUGGAAAUCAAGUAUAAAACAUCCUUCACUGAAAAGCAAAUUGAGAGGCUGUAUUCCCGGUUCACCGCUCUGGACAAAGAGCAGAAAGGUUUCCUGACCAAGAACGACUUGUUGCGUAUUCCUGAACUGUCAAUCAAUCCUCUAGGAGAGCGAAUUGUAGACGCGUUUUUCGUUGAUGUCGUUGACGAACAGAUUAACUUCCAGCAAUUCAUGCAGACAUUGGCCGUGUUUCGUCCCAUAAAGCACAAGGAGAGAAAGGGAACGUCUGAGCUUGCGAACAGUCUGGAAAAGAAGCUGGAGUUUGCAUUUCGAGUGUAUGACGUGGACAACGACGGUACCAUUACCCAGUCUGAGAUUGUGUCCAUUCUUCACAUGAUGGUGGGAGACAACAUAUCAGAGGAGCAGCUGAACAGCAUAGCUCACAGAGCAGUGUACGAGGUGAUACACUGUGACGAGAAUGCUCCCGACAGACAGAUCACGUUUGAACAGUUCAAAAAAGCACUGGAGAACAUUGAAUUCGAGCAGAAAAUGAGCAUCCGAUUCCUUCACUGAAAUCAUCAAAAGGAAAAAUUCUGAACUGUAUUCUUACAAUUUAGACUAUUGCAACUUGAACUGUUGCAGUAUAAUUUAUAAUUAUGUAAAUUCUAAUGUUAACUGUUAUACGCGUAAUUUUCAAUUCAAA